Molecule: messenger RNA, 327 nt
Organism: Talaromyces atroroseus
Lineage: Eukaryota; Fungi; Ascomycota; Eurotiomycetes; Eurotiales; Trichocomaceae
Exons: 2
Coding region: 1-327 (108 amino acids)
Source: RefSeq, a predicted model, not a curated record
AUGAAGAACGUUUUCUUGGCUGCUUUUGUCUCCCUACUCUCCUUCUCUGCUGCGGACGAUGGAUUCAGCAAAUGGGAGCUCUACUGUGGCGAUUCCUGUGACAGCACCACUCUUGUCCUCACCGGCGAUUUAGAAACCAACGUUGCCGAUACCUGCACCAGCCUCGGCGCUACCUAUGAGUAUUGCCACUUUGAGCAGGUCCAAGAAUACGGCUCCUAUGCUGUCAACCUUGACAGCGCAGACUCCUGCCAAGGUACCGUUAUUUACCCGGGUGAUUGCACGGCUUCUGGAAGCUGGAGCAAUUACGAGAUUUACUAUUAUUUCUAA